Molecule: messenger RNA, 654 nt
Organism: Drosophila simulans
Lineage: Eukaryota; Metazoa; Arthropoda; Insecta; Diptera; Drosophilidae
Exons: 3
Coding region: 117-650 (177 amino acids)
Source: RefSeq, a predicted model, not a curated record
UCUCUCUUGUUUUUGUAGUAUAUGUCUUACUUCAUUUUCCUUAAACUACAAGCACGCCCGUUCAUUUUAACUCCGAUUUGGAUAUACUUUUUAAGUUUAUACAAAUUUCCAAAAUUAUGAAGCAGCAGCUGCUGGACGAGGAGUUCGAGAAUCUGCGUCGCGUAGCGCUGGCCAUAUGCCAGAAUCUCGGGAGACCGAAAGAUCGGGAGAUAUGUCGAAGCACUCUGGAAGAUCUGGCCAAGUUCCGCCAGGGGUCGUCGAUCAGGAUUAAGGAGAACGUGCAUAAGUUCCUGAUGUUCUAUCUAAAAGUCCUGAGAUGGUCGUACAAGAAUCAGCCAACGGAUUUAUAUCGAAAAUGGUAUGGACCAAACUUUGGCAAGGACCCAAAGUCUGCCUCAUCGACCAAUUCCGAGGAUGAACAGCGUGUUUGGUUGGAGGAGGGCAAGUCCUUUUACGCCAUGAAAACAUUUGAAGAUGGCUCCACCGUUGUUUACUCAGCGGUGGUCAAGGACCCAAAAGCUGGUUGGUCGGAAAAUGGUCUGAAAACUCUGAUGGAAACGCAAGUGCUUAACUCGAGAUUCUGUGUGUACAAUUUACUGGUUUUUCGAUAUGGUGCUGGUUUUUCGGAUAUGGCAGGUAAAUUCUACUAAUAAA